This is a messenger RNA of Bipolaris victoriae FI3, 7260 nucleotides long. RefSeq lists its product as hypothetical. The record is from RefSeq and is a predicted model, not a curated record. The transcript is spliced from 5 exons. Bases 1 to 7260 code for a protein of 2419 amino acids. Lineage: Eukaryota; Fungi; Ascomycota; Dothideomycetes; Pleosporales; Pleosporaceae. Gene Ontology annotation, molecular function: phosphopantetheine binding; fatty acid synthase activity; oxidoreductase activity. Gene Ontology annotation, biological process: secondary metabolite biosynthetic process; fatty acid biosynthetic process.
AUGGCACCCUUUCUAAAUGGAAACCUGGGCACUAGCAACGGCAUAGAUCAAAAUGGCAAAGCAGACGGAUCUAUGCCUAUUGCGAUCGUGGGUAUGUCAUUUCGAGGCCCUGGAUCGGCAAACAACAUAGAGAACCUCUUCAAAAUGAUCUGCGCGAAAAAGGAAUCACGAACAGCGAUUCCGAAAUCAAGAUGGAACAACAAAGCAUUCUAUCACCCUAACUUCCAACGUCAUGGGUCCCACAAUGUUGAAUAUGGGCAUUUCUUUCAAGAUGAUAUCUCCAAGUUUGACGCGCCGUUCUUCAACAUGACAAGGGAAGAGGCCGCCGCACUCGAUCCAGCACAACGACUGCUUCUAGAAAGCACGUACGAAGCACUGGAGAACGGUGGCAUACCUUUGGAGAAGAUUGUGGGAACGAAAACGUCCGUCUUCGUCGGCUCCUUCGCUACAGAUUACACGGACCUUUUGACUCGAGAUCCAGAAUCUGUUCCAAUGUACCAGUGCACUAAUAGUGGUCAAUCUCGUGCAAUGGUUUCCAAUAGGUUGUCGUACUUCUUUGACCUUCACGGCCCAAGUGUCACAGUUGAUACCGCAUGUUCUGGAAGUUUGGUAGCGUUGCAUUUGGCUUGCCAGAGUCUCCGGACAGGAGAGGCCAAUUCAGCAAUUGCUGCUGGUGUAAAUGUGGUCUUGAACCACGAAUUUAUGACCACCAUGAGCAUGAUGAAAUUUCUAUCGCCCGAUGGCCGCUGCUAUGCCUUCGAUGAGCGUGGAAACGGCUACGGACGCGGUGAAGGUGUAGGAACUGUCUUCCUUAAACCACUUGCUGACGCUUUGAAGGAUGGUGAUCCGAUCCGAGCUGUCAUUCGAGGAUCAGCUUCAAAUCAGGAUGGUAAAACAUCUGGUAUCACACUACCCAAUCCAGUAGCCCAAGAAGCUCUGAUCAGAGAUGUGUAUCAUAUGGCCGACCUGGAUCCACUUGACACUAGCAUAGUGGAAGCGCACGGUACUGGUACCGCUGCUGGAGACCCUCUAGAGUUGCGGGCCUUGACUAAUUCAUUCUGCGGCGCCAAUCGUCCUGAAGAUCGACCUCUUGUAAUAGGAUCUAUCAAGUCCAACCUUGGCCACCUAGAAGGAGCUAGUGGUAUUGCCGCGGUGGUCAAGGCUGUCUUAAUGCUGGAACAAGAAGUCAUUUUACCAAAUCAAAACUUCGAAAAACCAAACCCCAGGAUUCCCUUUGUGGAUUGGAAACUGCGUGUCGCUACAGAAGUGCAAUCGUGGGAUUCGCCAGGACCACUACGUGUAUCAAUCAAUAGUUUCGGAUACGGUGGUUCCAAUGCCCAUAUUAUUCUGGAGUCGACACGAACGUACCUGACUUCACGCGGUCUUUCCAACGCCUACAAACGAUCAACAAAUUUUCUGCGUUAUCAGUAUGAAGCAGCAGAUACUGCUUCCAGGCCAAUUGAUGCGUUCGCUCAUGAGAAUAGAGCUUCGCUCAUUGAUCAUCAAUUUCCAAAUUACAGUCAUCCGAAGCUUUUUACGCUGAGUGUCUUUGAUGAGCCUACGGCUCAACAACAAAUUCAAACUUUAGUCAAACAUCUUCACGAGCGCAGUAUAUCCAGGCACCCUGAAUUCCUUGACGACCUCGCCUUCACUUUGAAUGAAAGAAGAACAAACUUUAUUUGGAGAGCUGCGGUGGUUGCAGCAUCUCUCAAGGAAUUAAUCGACGCUCUUUCUAGACCUAUAAAGUUUUCGCGCUCUUUGAAAAAUCCGACAUUGGGGUUCGUCUUCACCGGACAGGGAGCUCAAUGGUGUGGGAUGGCCAAAGAGCUUUUGGAAGUCUAUCCAGUGUUCAAAGACACAAUUCGCAGAAUUGGAAAAUACCUACGUUCGAUUGGAGCACCUUUCGACGUUGAGGAGGAGAUUACGAUGGACCCAAAGGUAUCUAAGAUUAACAAAGCGUUGUACAGUCAACCAAUGUGUUCCGCAGUUCAGAUAGCUUUGGUGGAACUGCUCGCUUCUUGGAACAUCAGACCUGCGUCAGUGACCGGUCAUUCGAGUGGAGAGAUAGCUUCGGCCUAUGCAAUAGGCGCAUUGAGUCUAGAAGAUGCAAUGACUGCUGCAUAUCACCGCGGCGUUUGUUCUACCAGGAUGCAAGAAGAGCAUAAAGCUAACGGGGCCAUGAUGGCAGCCGGACUAUCCGAGGAAGAUGCAACACGAUUUCUUGCUGAACUCAAGUCUGGUAAGGCUGUAGUAGCAUGUUCAAACAGCCCAUCUAGUGUCACUAUCUCCGGAGAUGUAUCCGCAGUUGCUGAACUACAAAAGAUCUUAGAGUCCAAGGGCAUAUUCGCGCGGAUGCUUGCUGUCGAAGUUGCUUAUCAUUCGCAACACAUGGAGCUUGUCGCAGAAGAAUAUGCCAAAGCAAUUGCAGGCAUACGAACGCGUCAAGGUAACGGAGCGAGGUUUUACUCGUCAGUGUACGGCCGUGAGGUCGGUGCGGACGACCUUGGUCCAAGCUACUGGGUAAAGAACUUGCUCUGCCAAGUAAAGUUUACGGAUGCUAUUCGUCAGCUAUGCUUAGCCCCUGCUAUUCAAAGCAAAAGAAGACAAGCCAAAAGACACGGCGUAGACUUCUUGGUGGAGAUUGGGCCUCAUUCGGCUCUCGCCGGGCCUAUCAAAGAGACAAUCCAGAGUGAUCCAAAACUGAGAGUUGCAGAGAUUACGUACGCUUCAGCCCUAGUGCGAAAGGUGGAUGCUGCACGGACUGUUCUCGAUUUAGCUGGGAAACUUUCGGCGAUCGGAUAUCAGAUCAACUUUGCAGCGAUGAAUCGGCCCACAGCAGGCCACAGUGCCAUUGUCCUGGUUGAUCUACCGUUCUAUACUUGGAAUCACUCCACCUCAUACUGGGCUGAACCGCGGCGCAGCAGAGCAUUCCGGAACAGAAUUUUCCCAAGGGUGGAUAUACUGGGAGUGCGCGAUGAGAACUCAGAUCCAUUACAGUUGAGCUGGCGCAACCAUCUUCGCACUUCAGAGAUACCAUGGCUCUUACAACACAAGAUUCAGUCCAGCGUAGUCUUUCCGGCAGCAGGCUUCAUUGCUAUGGCUAUAGAAGCGGCUGCUCAGCGGUCAAAGGAAAAGUUCACCAAGCAAGUUUCCGGCUAUCAGCUUCGUGAAGUCACCAUCGGGACCGCGCUUCUUUUGCCUGAGCAAGAAUCCGUAGAGACGAUACUGACCUUGAAGCCAAUUCGAGAUAGUUCCAAACGCUACUCCAAUAUCUGGAGCGAGUUUCACAUAUAUUCAGUAACAAAUGAUAACCGCUGGACGGAACAUUGUCAUGGCCUCAUUUCUGUGCAGCACCGCCGACAGAAAGAGAGUGUUGGAGAAACCCAUCUUUUACCUAAAUCAGCAACAGAGGAGGAAUUCAGAACCAUCCUUCCAAUGCCCAAGUUCUAUGAGCAUCUCUCCAGUAUUGGCCUUGACUAUGGCGAGGUCUUCCAAAAUCUGGUCGAGGCUCGCUCUUCUCCGGAUAAACUUUCUGGAGUUUUACGGCUGCCUGCAACAGUAACUACCAUGCCCUCAGAUCAGGAACACACUUAUGUGAUACACCCGGCUACUCUAGACGCUAUACUGCAUACGAUAUUUGGUGCACUUUCUGCUGAAAGAUGGCUCCAGGACCCUGCCAUUCCAGUUUUCGUGUCCAAUCUGUUCAUCUCUGCGGAUACGCCUUUCCAGGCCGGUCAUCUUUUGAAGGCUAAUGCUGUCAUCUCAACACGAGACAAUCAAACGAUGAAAACAGAUAUCACAGUAACAGAUGAUAACAACAAUGCGCCAGUGGUGCAGUUUUCCGAGCUAGAUUGGAGGUUUCUCCAAACACCGAUCGAACAAGAGGACAUUGUUGACAACCGUCACAUCGCCUACACGCUCGAUUUGGAAGCGGAUGUAGACUUCCUAGACUUAAAACAUGCUCAGCAAAUACCUCACUCUGCUGCAGAAUACAUACGCCUACUAGGUUUUAAGAAUCCCGAAAUCUCCGUAUUGGAUAUAUCUGCAUCAAGCAGGUCUACACUAUCUUUCCUGAAGGCGCUAGAGGUCGGAAAUAGCGCCGCCAAACAAAGAUGCAGGGCCUACACAUUAGCGCAUGCUCAAGGAAACAAGAUGGCCCUCGUCAGCGAUGUACCAAAUCUUCCUUACGACUUGGUCACUAAGAAAACGCUAGAUCUAGAUCUUGGUCCUCAGACGCCGGAUUUUGAGUUAAAGUCAUUCGACGUCAUUAUUGUGUCCGCUUCGUUAGCAGAUUCCAACAACCCACAUAAAGCUUUAGAUCAUAUCAAAAGUUUACUAAAACCGGAUGGCAGGCUUAUCGUGCUUCAUGAAGUUACAAUGGACCAAGACCCAGCCCUCUCGCAGUGGAAAACAUCAUUACAGCAAGCUGGGUUUGUGGAUCGUAAGCUCAUUGAAUUAGAUGACUCAGGUGAAAGGGUAGAACGAGGCUCGCUCUUCACGGUUCAUCCAAACCAAGAAUUCAACCCCGCUACUCCUGAAAUCAUAGUCAUGGCCGAAGACCACAAUCAAACCAUUGACACAGGCUACCUGACCAGUAUACUGGGCUUAGAGCCUGGAAAUAUUCAGCAAGGUACCAUAUACGAUGUCGUACCUGCCGAAAAGAUACGCAUUGUGUGGGAUCCUUCUGGAGAACUGUUGAGUAGUCCUUCAAUCGAGCAGUUCGAGGCUAUCAAGCGGAUCUUCACUCAGAGUGAUAAAUUACUGUGGGUUACUUCAGGCAGGGGUCAAGGUUCUCACCUGGAAUCCAGCAUGCUCACCGGACUUGCUAGGACAGCAAGGACUGAAAAUGGUGCAGCAAGACUGGUUACUUUGAACCUUGACAACGAAGACAAGCUCUCGCAGAAGGAUGUCGCAAGCGUGAUAUCCACCAUUCUCAAACGUUCAUUCUUAGGAACAGAACAGCAGCAUAUGGCUGAGAGCGAGUACAUUGAGAGGAAAGGCGUCGUCACCAUUCCUCGUCUCUCAGUGGACGAUGCCCUGAAUCAGGCGCUCGAUUCCUAUCUCAAACCUAAGGCAAAAGAGGUUCAACUAUUGCAUCACAAGGGCAUUGUAUUCUGUCUGCGUGAUCGUUCUAAUUCUCAAGAACCAUUUUCUUUCCAGGAAAUCGCCAUUGAUGAAAAGUUGGAAGAGAAUGAAAUUGAGAUCGAAGUAAAGGCAAUGACGCUAGUCUCUGGCAACAGUGUGGAUAUCCUCACCCAAGACAUUAGCGGAGUCGUUGUCAAAGUGGGCGGCCAGGUAUCACACUUAUCAAAGGGUGAUCGUGUCUUUGGCGCAGUAUCGAAUAUCAUCUCAAACUCAUACAAGGGAAGAGCAAGUUCCUUCCAGAAGAUACCGGAUGGAGUACCUUUUGAGAUUGCAGUCACAUAUCCUACCGCUUACAGUACGGCAUAUUAUGCCAUGUACCGACUUGCUAAUGUUUCCAAAGCGGAUAAAGUUUUCGUCUCAUCGGCUGCAACGCCCAUUGGCCGGGCCUUGAUAGACCUCUGUGACAGAAGUGGUGCUAAAGUAUACGUUGGAGUGAGCAAUGACAAGGACGCGCUCUUCAUGGAAUCCACCCUCCACUUCCCCAAGGAUCAAAUUGUUUACAACAAUGAAGAGCACUCAGUUGCAGCCCUGGUCACAAACACGCAAGGUCACGGAAUGGAUGUGAUUUUCAACACGCUUUCUGGAGAAAUUCUACAAACGUGUUGGGACUGCAUAGCACCGUACGGUCGAUUCAUCGAACUCAGUACUCAGGACCUUGUUGAAAACUCCCGCCUUGAGAUGUCCAAUUUUAGGAAGAACACGAGUUUUAGCGCGCUAGACUUUUCUCGACUUCAGGAAGAAAGGCCAGCCUUGGCGGAUGCGAUAUGGGGCCAGACUGUCGAACUACUCUCGAACGAUUCCUUUAGCGGUACGAUACCCAACCUACAACUCUUUAACAGCGAAGGGAUAAGUCAGGCGUUUGAGCGUUUGACGGACGACGAGAAUACCGACCAUGUGGUUCUUACCUUCAAUCCUAGUGAUCGAGUCAAGGUCCUUCCCACCACUACCGAAGAUCAACUAUUUCGCGCUGACGCGUCCUAUUUACUUGUUGGUGGACUAGGUGGUAUAGGCCGAGCAACGGCAUCAUGGAUGGUUGAGCGUGGGGCUAAGAAUCUCAUCUUUGCGAACCGAAGCGGUAUGACCAAACAGGAAGCUAAAGAUACAGUUCAUGCUUUAAAGGCUAUGGGCGCUCAAGUCCAUGUUCAAAAAUGCGACGUAAGCGACGCUGACCAUGUUCGCCAGCUGGUUGAAGAAUGUGCGAAUCAAAUGCCACCGAUUCGUGGUGUGAUCCAAGGUGCAAUGGUGUUACGAGAUAUGCUACUGGAAAAACUGACUUUGGAAGAUUGGAAUGCUGUCAUUCGUCCCAAAGUAAAUGGAACAUGGAAUCUACACAACCAUCUGCCAAAAGACAUGGAUUUCUUUGUCAUGCUCUCCUCAAUAAGCGGUAUCAUCGGAAACACUACCCAAGCUGCCUAUGCUGCCGGUAACACCUUUUUGGAUGCAUUUUCGGGAUUCCGCAAUGCCCAAGGGCUCCCCGCUGUUACUUUGGACUUGGGCGCAAUCUCAGGAAUCGGAUACCUCGCCUCAGAAGAAAACAAACAACUUUCCAAGUCCAUGCAAGAUCAAGGCUUCAUUAUGACGGGCGAAAAGCUACUGCUCGCGCUCAUACGAUCCGCGAUUGUACAGCCUUGUGGACGAGGAGGCAAAACGCAGACUGUGACAGGGCUGGGCACAUGGAGAAGCGGCCGCUCCUUGUCUGCCAUGAGCAAUCCUAUGUUUUCACAUUUCCGGCGGCAUGCAGCGGAAGCCGAAGUCACCGCGGAGACAAAGCAGAUCUCAAACGGCAGUAUGUCUGUCAAAGAUGCUCUAAAAUCUGCGGAAUCAGCAGAUGAUGCCGCCGGUAUCAUCUGCAAUGGGCUACUUAGCUACCUAGCAAGCAGAUCUGGCGUAUCCGUGGGAAACUUCAAUUCCGAAAUGUCUCUUACAGAAUGUGGUGUAGAUUCGAUUGUGGCAGUCGAUGUGCGAAACUGGAUUGCACGGGAGUUGGAAAGCUCCAUACCACUUUUGGAGCUACUCGCAAAUCAUCCUUUGUCCCAGCUGAGCGUGGAUAUUGCUUCACGCUCGAAAUUAGUGCCAGUUGAGGUCAAGUCAUGCGGAGCCACAGCUGCAUCAUAG